Messenger RNA from Halichondria panicea, 1745 nucleotides. Its product is annotated as iduronate 2-sulfatase-like. The record is from RefSeq and is a predicted model, not a curated record. Gene Ontology annotation, cellular component: cytoplasm. The coding region runs from base 59 to 1633 and encodes 524 amino acids. The transcript has a single exon. NCBI's taxonomy places the organism in Eukaryota, Metazoa, Porifera, Demospongiae, Suberitida, Halichondriidae. Gene Ontology annotation, molecular function: iduronate-2-sulfatase activity.
GAAUGCAUGUUAGAAUGCACGGUUAGAGCUUAUAGUGUAGCUUCAAGCCUAGAGAGAUAUGUUUGCAAUGAAAGGAUUACUCUGCAUUUUAGUUACCCUGCUUGCUGUCAAAACAACUGCUGGUGUGAAGAAUGUGUUAUUCCUUGCAGUGGAUGAUUUUAGACCUGAGCUCGGUAGUUAUGGAGUUGAUUUCGUAAAGUCCCCCAAUAUUGACAAACUAGCUUCCGAGUCACUCGUCUUUGAUAAAGCAUACUGUCAGGUAGCAGUGUGUUCACCAUCUCGAGCUUCUCUCCUCACUGGAAGACGUCCAGACACUAACCAUGUUUGGAGAAUCGCUAGUGACGAAUAUUGGAGGACAACUACGAAUGCUACAACUAUUCCUCAAUACUUCAAAGAGAAUGGGUAUGUGAGUGCUGGAAUGGGAAAGAUAUUCCACCCUGGUCCCCCAAGUGGAAAUGAUGAUAUACAAUACUCAUGGAGUGUGCCUUACUUUCAUGCUGAUGCUGAUUUUGCCAACCACACAUCAUGGAAUAAUUUUGAUACAGAUGCUAGCGACCUGCAAGACGGAAAAAUUGCUGACAAUGCUAUCACCACCAUGAAAGAGAUCAAAGAAAACAGGACCAAAGGAGACAACAGGCCUUUCUUUCUCGCUGUCGGUUUUCACAAGCCUCACCUUCCGUUCUAUUGUUCCGAAGAGUUCUACAACAUGUACCCGUCAGCUGAUCAAAUAGCACUCCCAAAUAAUCCAAAUGUACCAAAAAACUUUCCCCCAAUUGCAAGAGGUUUCACAGAGAUCUUUUCGUACAGUGACAUUAGAAAGUUGUACCCUGAUAUAAUGAAGUGUAGGACUGACGCACAAGCAUCGUUGUAUGGAGAUGAGUGCCGAAUCCCUGACGAUUACACUCGUGUGCUGAGGAGGGGUUACUAUGCAUGUGUGAGUCAAACAGAUGCACAAAUUGGGAAGGUGAUCAGUGAAAUGACAUCACUCGGGUUAGCAGACGAUACUAUCAUUGUCUUAUGGGGUGACCACGGCUGGCAACUGGGCGAACACAAUCAUUGGUGUAAACAAACUAAUUUUGAAGAUGCUACACGAGUACCCUUUAUGUUGAGGGUUCCUGGGGUCACGGACAAAGGCAUGCGUACUAGCGCUCUGGUUGAACUCAUUGACAUAUUCCCGACAAUCACUGAGCUAGCUGGUAUUAAGGUACCUCCAAUGUGUCCUGUUGGAAACAAGCAACCUCUGGCGUGUGUGGAGGGGACUAGUCUAACCCCUCUGCUCCAGAACCCCAAAAUGGAGUUCAAGAAAGCAGCCUUUUCUCAAUACCCACGUCCUUCAGCCGGACUUACCUCUAUACCAAAUGAGCCACCUUUUGACAGAACAGAUGCUGAAAGCGUAAUGGGUUACUCCAUUCGAGUCGACCAGUAUCGUUUCACAGAAUGGUAUCGUUUCGAUCACACAACAGCAACUCCAAAUUUUACAGAUAUUUGGGGGACUGAACUUUAUAACCACACUGAGCCUACAAUGUCCUUCAACGAUGAGAAUGAGAACAUGGCCGGUGACUCAGACAAGCAAGAUUUGGUUGAAUCUCUACGAAAAAUACUACAAGCUGGUUGGAGGGCAGCUAUGCCUUGAAUAACAAAAUGUACAUUCAGUGCUAGAUUUAGUAGAUCAGCAAGUGCUUAAAUUAUACAGCUAUUGUGUAUACAUAUUCAUAUCGUGUGUGAAUAUUUUGUUUACAGCUGAA